UGCGUGGCAGGUUUUUAUUUUUGUACAUUUUGUCACAUGACAUUUAAUCACGUGAUUACUGUAAUGCAAUCACACAACUCUUCGGUCACCGUUGGGAAGUUGUUUGUGGARUAUUGGCGAGUUUUUCGGUUGUUUCUCCUUUUUAAGAUGAUUUAAACUUCCUGGAUUCUCCAACUGUGAUAUAUACAAUAAAGCUUAUUGGAAAUGUGAUGUGCUAAAGUCUGUAUACAUGAUGUAAACUUGUGAUGAUGUAGCAUUCUGUCUUGAUGUUACAGUCAAACUGGUUUUAAUAACGAUGAGUAAUGAACAGGUCUCAAUCACAAGAAGGGAAUUAAAACAAUUKUACAGAGAAAUUMGCAUUUGUAGACAAGAAAAGGAUUUGGAGAAAUUAGAACAGCAAGGCAGAGAGUAUUUGAGGCAUAUUAAGUUCAAAAAGAAGUUUGAAAUCAUCCCAUUUAAAGUGUAUUUGCAGGAAGUCAUUAAGAGGACAGAUGAUACAAAAGCAGAAACAUUUUUAGAAAUCCAAAAAGGGUUUUCAAACCUGGAAAAGUAUGGAAUAAAUCUUCUGCAACAUCCCUGGCGAAAAGAGUUUCAAUCAAUUAAGCUUUAUUCAUCAUUCUUCAAGCAUGAAAUUGAACCUCGAGUACCAGYAAUUUUUKCGACCCACAUUCUCCAACUUUAUGGCUACAAAUCUGAAGGGYGUCAAGAUAUUUUAAAGAUUCAGGAACCUAUCUCAUUAGAUACAAUAGUUACUACUGCAUUUGAAUUGUUUUUAGUUACAAUUGAGCUCAAGGUUAUGUUAGAAAUUGCAAAAGAAAUUGAACUUUACACUGAUAGCUUUACUCUAGAUGAUGUUUUGRAUGCAAGAACUCACACARUUGGUGAUGUUGAAGAAGCUAAAAGCCUUUUGCUUAAGGUCAAAUGUAUAUCCACAGAAAGAAAAAGAAUCAAACUUGAUACRAMUGAGAUUCAAAGGAAAAGAGAGGACUCWAAAGAUUCCACCAAUGGGAAAGAUGAACACUUCACUAAUGUAAGAUCCAGAAGUUUUACUCAUGAAUUUCCAGAGCAACAAACUUUAUACCAAAGACAUAACACUUCAAGAGGUGGAAAAGCAGCUUCUACCAAAGUUACACAUGUAUCUUCAAUAAAUGGAGUUGAAACUCUUACAAAGACUGGGCACUCUGGUAUAUACGACUCUGUUGACAAAUUAAGUGAUGAGGAACUUUAUGGCCUGAKUGCCACACCUACAUAYGCCAAUCAUUAUCCACAGAUCAUGGAGACAGCAGAAGAAUCAGAUUACAUUAACAUGARUGCUAAUGAUGACGAUGAUUGUUAUGAGUCAAUGGCUCCUCAACCAAACCCUCACAUUCCACCCCCAACUUAUCAUGAAGCUGUCCACCCUCAAUUUCCUGAAAACGUUAUGGAAGAGUAUGUUUUUGUAUCAAGUCCAAGUAAACACUCAGAUCRUUAUGCUGMCAUKGCAAUUCCUGGAAUAUCUGGUCUGAAUAUUAGGGAAAAUGGUCCUCRCUAUUCAGAGAAAAGGGGAAAAAUUGAAAAUGGUAUUCUACCAGAAUCCAAAUCACAAAAGCAUAGAAAGAAAGAGAAUGGAAGUACUGAGCAKAUUGCAAUGGAUGAGUUUGURUUUUCUACAAGCACAAGCAGAGAUAAAGCACCAUCAGCUGUAACAACAAGUGUAACSUAUAAAUCAAGCUCUUUGAGUGGUGGUCAAGUGGCUGGGCAGGGGAUUUCUAAUACAAGAGUCACAAAUACCUAUGACAAGAUUAAAUCUCAAUCUAGAGUAACUGGUGAAAGUCAUGUAAAAUCUAGUAGGAAUGAACCACAUUCUGAAAGCCGCUAUCCUCCAUCAAGUUCAAAAACAAGUGAUCAUUUAUCAAGUUAUAAGACAAAAGAUCAAAUAGGAUCAAACAUUAUGUAUCCCCCAUCUUCCAACACAAAAACUGAGCCACAAAAAUCCUCACAUGUCUUAGAUGAUAAACAGAAAACAGCUUACAAAGAACAGCAAGAAUACUUGUCAAGAAGAGAAUCUCAAAAAAGAUAUUGUGCAAUGUGCCCUAAAGAAGCCACUCAUGUUUGUACUACAUGCAACAAAGUUUGCUGCAAAGGUUGCAAAAGUGUAUUUAGCACACUUCCCUGUGAAGGAGCAAGUAUGCAUCGCCUUGUGGAAAGAAAGAAAUCUGUCAGCACUAACGAGAAAAUGAUCAAAGAUGACUGUGUUAACUGUGGUAAAAUUUCAGAUUAUGAGUGCUACAGUUGUAAAACUAAACACCAAAACAAUGGAACAACACAAGAAGUUCCAUACCAUGAUCACGAAGAUGUUUUUAAGCAAAGCAUACCCAACAGCAAAGAGCAAUAUAGAGAAGAUAAUAUCAACAGCAAAAAUGGACACCAUCAAAAUGAGAAUUGUUAUUAUUGUGGAAAGGAAUCAACUCAUGAAUGCAACAAUUGCAAAAUAAAAUCAUGCACUGUUUGUCAUCAUGUCAAGGGAACAUCAUCAGACCCAUGUGUGUCAGCUAUUGGACAUGUAUUCAAGCCACUUGCAUCAAACAGUCUUGCACAAUACACAGAACUGCCACAAGAUUUUGAUAACUCAAAUAUCUGCGAGUUUUGUGGAUUGAUAGCAACAUUUAUAUGUGCAGACUGUCACAAUCGUAUCUGCAAACAGUGUCNUAAUAGAUGA
Molecule: messenger RNA, 2698 nt
Organism: Exaiptasia diaphana
Lineage: Eukaryota; Metazoa; Cnidaria; Anthozoa; Actiniaria; Aiptasiidae
Exons: 4
Coding region: 296-2698 (800 amino acids)
Cellular component (GO): cytoplasm
Source: RefSeq, a predicted model, not a curated record